This is a messenger RNA of Fusarium poae, 795 nucleotides long. RefSeq lists its product as uncharacterized. The record is from RefSeq and is a predicted model, not a curated record. The coding region runs from base 1 to 795 and encodes 264 amino acids. Gene Ontology annotation, cellular component: endoplasmic reticulum membrane. Lineage: Eukaryota; Fungi; Ascomycota; Sordariomycetes; Hypocreales; Nectriaceae. Gene Ontology annotation, biological process: ceramide biosynthetic process; ceramide catabolic process. The transcript has 3 exons.
AUGGGUCACCAUAACCUUCGUUUUGACGACGACCCUCAUUCGCUGAGUGGCGCUUGGAGUCCCCCAACAAGCAGAGCCAAUUUUUGUGAAGAAGACUAUGCCAUCACGUUCUAUCUUGCAGAAUUUAUCAAUGCGUUGACAAACGUUACCUAUGUAUACUUGGCUCUGCGAUCCAUGUAUGGCUCGCGUAGCCGUGGACUGUUUGCUCCAAACUGGGACUUUAUGUCCUUUUCCCUCACGGUUCUCGGCAUCGGAUCCUUCCUAUUCCACGCGACGCUUCGCCAGACGCUCGAGUUUGUUGACGAGCUGUCCAUGAUGUUGCUGUCCUGGUCCAUGCUUCGAGCUCUGCUCAUCUUGCGACAGCCCCCCAAGAACAUUCAGUACAUCUCAAUCACCCUGGCAGUAUUCUUCAUCUCAUUUUCGAUCUUCUACGUCAUGUCAGCAAAGAUCAUUUACCAGGUUAUUGCCUUCUGGGUUUCGCUUAUCCUCAUCGGCGUGCGUGUCAGAUACUUGUUCUACUGGGCCAAGCCUGCCUUUUCCGAAGACAAAGUUCGUAAGUGGGCUGUACGAGUAUGGACUGCUACAUUCACUUGCCUCUUUGGAUACCUCAUUUGGAACAUCGAUCUUGAGUUUUGCCACCAGUUGAGAGCAUAUCGCCAGAAAAUUGGACUUCCUUGGGCUUUCCUUCUCGAGCUCCAUGGAUGGUGGCAUAUUCUGACGGCUGUUGGAGCGAGCCAGUUCAUGAACGUUUUGAGAGAGGUGCGAGAGGAAGUGGACAGAGAGAAGAAGGAAUGA